AGGGUUUCUAUCACGUGUAUACUUUUCAGCCAAUCAAAUAUUGAGUCGUGUCUCACAGCAGUUACUUCCGUGUUCGGUGGGAUGUACAGUUAUUUACUUCAAAAUCAUUUGGUAGGGUGGAUUUGCGCUAGCUGAAAGACGGAUUUUGUUCUUUUAUAUAUUUCGUAAAACUAAUUACAGCUCACAAAUAUGCAAUAUCAAUGGGUUAUAGUGGUUUUUACAUGCGGAGCACUUUUCUGUGAGAUGGUAGUUUCAAAAACUAAAGACUAUUAUGAUAUCUUAGGAGUACCAAAAAGUGCUUCGGAAAGGGAAAUCAAGAGAGCUUUCCGUAAAUUAGCGGUGAAAUAUCACCCCGACAAAAAUAAAGAUCCUGAUGCUGAAGCUCAGUUCAUGGAAAUUGCCAAAGCCUAUGAAGUGUUAGCAGACCCUGACAAACGAAGACAGUACGAUCAAUUAGGAGCUUCAGCAUUUGAGGAUAAUGUGCGGAAUGGUGGCGGCCAAGGUGGUGGAUUUGAUUUCAACUUCAAUGAUUUCUUUAAACAUUUUGACAGCAGUGUCAAGACAUUUCACGGACACAACCACCGAAAUAAGAGAAAACAUUCUGGUGAAGAUAACAUCUUUAAUUUUGGGGGUGGAAUGUUUGAUUUUGGUGAUAUUUGGGAUGAUUCUGAUUCUGAUGAUGAUUUCGGCUUUGACAUGUUUGGAGAUAUGUUUGGAAGUCAAAAGUUUGGAGGCGGGGAUGGAUUUCACUUCAAUUUCCAGCAUGGUCAUCAGCAGCAGCACAAUCACCAACAUCGUGAGACGCAUACAAAAGCUCAUCAUAAUGUACAUAGAAAAAUGAACACCCACCAUUCAGGUGGCAGGACCUGUCGUACUGUAACGCAACGAGUUGGCAACAUGGUAACAACGUACACAGAUUGUUCAUAACGUUGUAUCAAGACAUACCAUUUACACCCCUUGUAUAUAUUUAUAAAAGAUGAAAAGGACAAUCUAUAUAUAUAUAUAUAAUCUAUCUAGAGAUACUAAGGCCUUUGGUGCUACAUUUAACUAAGAACAUUUAAUAGCAAGAAAAUAAGUCGGUCCAACCACAAUUAUUGAAGUAUACUAGGAGCUCGGGAGCACACCAAAUAAAUAAACAGCAAUUUUAAAUCAAUUUAAUAUAAGAACAUUGUCUACAGCAUAUGUGAACAAAAUUAAUGGCACUAGCGGGGUCAAUUUCCAAAGGUGUUUAAUAAGAUUCAUGUGGACAAAAUUUUUCGAAAGUCUUUGAAACUCCAUUAUGUGCAUGCUCUACUAAUACAGUAUGUGCCAAAUGAAUAUAACAUGGCAUUAAAGCGGGAGGGUCGUCACCUGUGCACGCGCAGGAAUCGAGUCACUAGCAACGAUAACACAUGCUAAUGGCUCAUGGGUAGAUGUUUGUUUGUAAAGAAUGACACACUAUGGCCAUCUGACGCAUGCCCAGGUGACGACUCAGAAAAUUGACAAUAUUUAAGUUAAUGCAGAAAUUGUCUUCAUGUCGCUAUUAAAUCAUCAAAUUAGGCGCUUUACAGUAUAAUUACAAAUAAUGUGAACUGAAUUCUGAAAUUUGCCUUGUCACUGUUCAAGUUGAAGUACAGGAGGAUAUUUAUAUUUUUGAUGCUAAUUGGUUACUGACUUUGUAGACCCAUUUAUGCCUUGACAGUUGUAUUAUGCUGUAAUUAUAAAUUCUUGGUUUUGAGUGAACUAACAACUAAUCCUCAUUUCACCAAGUUAAUGUUAUUAAAUAGUUAUAAAAACUGUAAUGUUCAAAACUACCUAGUGUCUACUCUGACCCCCAACAGUAUAUUGUGCUGCUGCGCCAUUCUGACCAUAGCCUCAUUGUGUCCUUGCACUUAAUGUACAGCUUUUGUGAAUAUACCUUAGUUUACAUGUCAGUUAUUCUAGUCUAGAUGGAGAACUUUUCAACAUUUACAUUGAACCUCUUUGUUUACACCUCACAAAAAAUUCAUUAUUUAAUGCCAUGCUGUGAGGUGGGGUUUGUUAAUAGUCUAAGUUUGAUCUUUUUAUUUGUUUAUCAAUGAAAUAAAUUUUAAUUUAAAAUGUU
Messenger RNA from Saccoglossus kowalevskii, 2083 nucleotides. RefSeq names its product dnaJ homolog subfamily B member 9-like. The record is from RefSeq and is a predicted model, not a curated record. NCBI's taxonomy places the organism in Eukaryota, Metazoa, Hemichordata, Enteropneusta, Harrimaniidae. Gene Ontology annotation, molecular function: misfolded protein binding; protein-folding chaperone binding. Gene Ontology annotation, cellular component: endoplasmic reticulum. Gene Ontology annotation, biological process: ERAD pathway.